This is a messenger RNA of Seriola dumerili (greater amberjack), 453 nucleotides long. RefSeq names its product cytochrome b-c1 complex subunit 8 (gene uqcrq). The transcript has 3 exons. The record is from RefSeq and is a predicted model, not a curated record. Bases 117 to 365 code for a protein of 82 amino acids. Gene Ontology annotation, biological process: mitochondrial electron transport, ubiquinol to cytochrome c. Lineage: Eukaryota; Metazoa; Chordata; Actinopteri; Carangiformes; Carangidae.
GUGGCGUUAUUAUCGUCGGUAUUAGCAGCGAGCCGACGGUUGUAUAAAGAGGAAGGACACAAGGCUUUCGCUAAGAGGCACCGCUGAGAAGGAGCACGAUCAGCUCUCUGGUGAACAUGGGCCGCCACUUUGGAAACUUGGCCAAGGUCAGGCAUGUAAUCACAUACACUCUGUCCCCAUUCGAACAGAGGGCUUUCCCCAACUACUUCUCCAAGGGAAUUCCCAAUGUGUGGAGACGGUUCACAGCUUCUUUCUUCAAAGUUGCCCCCCCAAUGAUCCUCAUGUACCUGACAUACAGCUGGGGCAACAGUGUCCAUCAGCAGGGCAAGAGGAAGAAUCCUGCUGACUAUGAGAAUGAUGAAUAAACUGCCACCUUCCUGAACGCUGCCCUCUGUUGUUAAUUCCAUCUCUGUAUGUUUAACAAUAAAGAUGAAAAAUAUUUAUGUGAAAUCA